Molecule: messenger RNA, 2389 nt
Organism: Psammomys obesus (fat sand rat)
Lineage: Eukaryota; Metazoa; Chordata; Mammalia; Rodentia; Muridae
Product: DENN domain-containing protein 2B
Biological process (GO): positive regulation of ERK1 and ERK2 cascade
Source: RefSeq, a predicted model, not a curated record
GUCUCAGUCAGUCUCUCCACCUCCAGUUUUGUAUCCACCAAGAAGUCCCAUCUACCCACUCAGUGAUAGUGAAACCUCAGCCUGCAGGUACCCCAGCCACUCUAAUCCCCAAGUGCUCCUCAAGGACCGACAUUCUCGCAAUCCUUCACCCUUAAGCCCUCAAGAUCCCUCCCCAGAGACUUCACCACCCAGCUGUACCCUCAAGGCUACCAGCUUCAGCUAUUUGAACAGAACCCCUUCAGUGCGAAAAAGAGAGGACCAGAAGGAGACUGUCCAGGGUGCAGCUGAGGAUGUAGAGGGUGUGGCUGCUUGCCUUCCUCUCGCCCAGAGCACCCCAUUUCCCGGGCCAGGAGCUGGCCCGCGGAGUGUCUUGCUGAGUUGCACUGGUACCCGAGCCCAUAGCCUGGGUAUCCGGGAGAAGAUUUCAGCAUGGGAAGGUCGCCGAGAGGCUUCACCCAGGAUGAGUCUGUGUGGAGAGAAGCGGGAGGGUUCUGGGAGCGAGUGGGCGGCCAGUGAGGGCUGCCCCAGUGUGGGCUGCCCCAGUGUGGUGCCAUCCCCCUGCAGCUCAGAAAAGACCUUUGAUUUCAAAGGCCUCCGGAGGAUGAGCAGGACCUUCUCUGAGUGUUCCUACCCUGAGACAGAGGAGGAAGGAGAGGCACUCACUGUACGGGACUCUUCAUACCGGCUGGAGAAGCGGCCAGGCCGGACUGAGCCUAGUGCCUUGCUCAGGGGUCACAGCAGCAGGAAAGAGAGCUCAGCCGUGCUGAGCCGGAUCCAGAAAAUUGAACAAGCCCUAAAGGAGCAGCCUGGCCGGGGUCUUCCCCAGCUCCCCAGCAGCUGCUACAGUGUAGACCAUGGGAGGAGAAAGACUGGAACCUUGGGCACCUUGGAGGAACCAACAGGGACUGCAAGUGUGAGCUCCAGCAGCAGGGCAGGAGGAGUGGCUGGAGUUGUGGGGGAGGCAGGCCUACCCCUAGACCGGGAAGGCAGUGGCUCCAUGAAGUCAGGGACCCCUGGAAAUAGCCCUAGCCCCCAGCUGCUGCCUUCAAAGAGCUCCCUUGAUCCCACUGUGAACCCUGUUCCCAAACCCAAGCGUACCUUUGAAUACGAGGCUGACAAGAACCCCAAGACUAAGCCAAGCAAUGGUCUACCUCCUUCACCCACACCUGCUGCUCCACCCCCAUUGCCUUCCACCCCAGCCCCACCAGUCACCAGGAGACCAAAGAAGGACAUGCGAGGUCACCGGAAGUCACAGAACAGACAAUCCUUUGAGUUUGAGGAUGCGUCCAGUCUCCAAUCCCUGUACCCCUCUUCUCCCACUGAGAAUGGUACUGAGAGUCAACCUAAGUUUGGAUCCAAAAGCACUUUAGAAGAGAAUGCCUAUGAAGAUAUUGUGGGAGAGCUUCCCAAGGAGAAUCCCUAUGAAGAUGUAGACUUAAAGAACCGAAGAGCUGGACGAAAAUCCCAGCAGCUGUCUGAGAACUCCUUGGACUCUUUGCACAGGAUGUGGAGUCCCCAAGACAGGAAGUACAACAACCCACCCAUGCAGCUGUCCCUGAAACCUAGCAGUCAGUCCCUGCACAGUGGGAACUGGUCAGAAAGGAAGAGCCAUCGUUUGCCACGAUUACCCAAGAGGCAUAGCCAUGAUGACAUGAUGCUGCUGGCUCAGCUGAGCCUGCCAUCUUCACCCUCCAGUCUCAAUGAAGACAGCCUCAGCACCACCAGUGAGCUGCUUUCCAGCCGAAGGGCCCGUCGAAUUCCCAAGCUUGUCCAAAGAAUUAACUCUAUUUAUAAUGCCAAGAGAGGAAAGAAGAGGUUAAAAAAGCUGUCUAUGUCCAGCCUUGAGACAGCGUCAUUGAGAGAUGAGAACAGUGAAAGUGAGAGUGACUCUGAUGACAGGUUCAAAGCCCACACACAGCGCUUGGUACACAUCCAGUCGAUGCUGAAACGUGCACCCAGCUAUCGGACACUGGAGCUGGAGCUACUUGAAUGGCAGGAACGGGAGCUCUUUGAGUACUUUGUGGUUGUGUCCCUCAAGAAGAAGCCAUCUCGGAACACCUACCUCCCUGAAGUCUCCUACCAGUUUCCCAAGCUGGACCGACCCACCAAGCAGAUGCGGGAGGCAGAAGAAAGGCUCAAAGCUAUUCCCCAGUUUUGCUUUCCAGAUGCCAAGGACUGGCUCCCUGUGUCAGAAUACAGCAGUGAGACCUUUUCUUUCAUGCUGACUGGGGAAGAUGGUAGCAGGCGCUUUGGCUAUUGUAGGCGCUUACUGGUGAGUACGACCAUUCAGAUCUCAGAGGUUGGUGGGCAGGGGAGGGCCAGGGAAUUUGUAUAUCUCAAUGUACACAGCAUUAGCCGAUGUGAAAGCCUGUGAUCUGCUGAACCUGCU